Molecule: messenger RNA, 1877 nt
Organism: Maylandia zebra (zebra mbuna)
Lineage: Eukaryota; Metazoa; Chordata; Actinopteri; Cichliformes; Cichlidae
Source: RefSeq, a predicted model, not a curated record
AGGAGGUGGAGGUUUGUUCAGCAGACAGAUUUUGAUCAUUUGAGGUGGGGGGCGCAGGAGAGUUUUCACAGGCGUCAGAUUUGUGGAGGGAUGCUGAGGGUGACUUCAAAAGUUUGGGUGUACCUGUGUACCUCUCUCUCACUCAAACACACACCUCCUCCUCGUGCGCGGGGUUGUGUAACAACAGUGUGUGCACGUAGAGCAGGCAGGUCCUCCCCACUGCUGCUGUUGUGAAGCCUUGAAGGAGGAGGAGGCGGUGGUCGAGUCUAUCGAGCAGCCCGAAGGUAGAAGUUGCGCUGCAGGGGUGGGACUUCAUUUGUGCAGUCGGUCGGAGGUUCAUCUGCGGCUCUGGCUGCAGCUUUCUGCAGACCUUAGUGACGGAAACACACGGACCCCUCUGAGUUAAACAUCAAACCCUCCUCCUCCUCUUCUUCUUCUCCCUCUUUUCCCUCCUCCGGUUGGCCGUAUCUGAACGCUUCCGGAUGCGCUGACCCAGCAGCAGCUCCUCCACCAUCAGCACCAUCAUCAGUGUGAACGCCGUGUCCCUCCCUCCACCUCCCCGGGGUAGAUAAACCCGACCGGCACCGCUGUCAUCGGAUGGAGAGAGCCGCCUGAAGAAGGGAGAGCGGUGGAGUUGGUCUACCCCCCACCUCCUCUUCCUCCUUCCUCUCCACUGCGCCAAAAGAAAACUCCCGGCUGGCUGCAGCACCAUGUCCUCGGCUCAGAGUGGAGAUAUAUCAGGCUACCAUCUGAGUGUGGUGCGUAACCCGCCGGGCUGGGAGGUUGGGCUCUACCUGGUGGGCUUUUUCGUACUGCUGGGCCUGGCUGGGCUUAAUAUCUGGAAGCUGUGGAAAUCUGGAACUUUUCCAACGCCGUCUCCUUUCCCCAAUUUUGAUUAUCGAUAUCUGCAAGAAAAAUAUGGAACCUCCUUCUCGGAAGUCAGACAAAAGAGAGUGGCAGCCAAUAACCACCGGCGAACCUCCACCACAUCCAGCCGUAAGCCUAGUCUGGCCCUUGGCGACACCCCAGAUGGCUUCAGGGACCUGGGCCAUUUGGAGCUAAUGAGUAGAGAGUUGGACCCAUCAGGCAUAGCUCAGCUCAACCGAUCCAUCUCUACCGACUCACUCAGCUCAAUCUCCUCUAUUGCCAACAACUUUGGUAAUGACUUCACUGUUGGCCAGCUGGAGGUGACCCUGGAAUUUGAACCAUCCAAGCACCCGGGCCAGGGGAUGGGAUUGCUCCACAUCACCCUGCACCAGGGCAAAGACCUGCUGGAGAAGGAGGAAGGCGACUUCCCUGGCUGCUUCAUCAGAGUCUCACUGGGGCCAGAGGAGAUUAAUGUGGGAGUGACAAGGGUCCAGACAAAUGCAUUCACCGUGAUCUUCGAUGAGCGCUUCUCCAUCCCCAUGGAUUCUUCCAGCCUGGAGGAGUACAGCCUUCGCUUUGCCGCUUUUGGUAUCGAUGCUGAUGAGAGAAAUAUCAGCGCAGGCGUUGCAGAGCUCAAGCUGUCAGACUUGACCUGACCAUCAGACCAUUCAACGGCCUGGCUCUAUCUUCAGGAUGUCAAUAAGGCAGUGGAUGCAGUCGGGGAGAUCUUGUUGUCUCUCAGCUAUUUGCCAACAGCAGAGCGUCUCACUGUGGUUGUGGCUAAGUGCAAGAACCUGGUGUGGACCAAUGGCAAGAACACCGCAGAUCCAUUUGUCAAAGUCUAUCUGCUGCAAGAUGGCAGGAAAAUCAGUAAGAAGAAGACUUCCACCAAGAGGGAUGACACAAACCCCAUUUUCAAUGAAGCCAUGAUCUUCUCUGUGCCGUCAAUCGUUCUGCAGGAGCUCUCUCUGAGGGUGACGGUGCAGAGCCACAGACGAUGGCCGGGGUGA